GCUGCCUUCAGCUCAGGUCAUGAUCUCAGGGUCCUGGGAUCGAGUCCCGCAUCGGGCUCUCUGCUCAGCAGGGAGUCUGCUUCCUCCUCUCUGCCUCUCUGCCUACUUGUGAUCUCUCUCUGUCAAAUAAAUAAAUAAAAUCUUUAGAAAAAUAAAAUAAAAUAAAAUGAAGGUGUCCUGGUGGGGGAUGGGGCAACUGGGUGAUGGACAUUGAGUGCACGUGAUAUAAUGAGCACUGGUUAUUAUAAAAAACUGAUAAAUCACUGAAAUCUAACUCUGAAACUAACAAUAUAUUACAUGUCAGUGAAUUGAAUUUAGUUUAAAAAAAUAAAUAAAAAUAAAUAAAGUAAAAUGAAACUUUCACAGAGGCAGGAAUGGUUAGUUAGCAGGAAAAAGGAAGAUUAUUUUUAUCCUGACAAGGGAGGAAACUUUCACAGUAGUAAUUUAAUCUCCUGCUUUUAACAAAAAGAAGAAUGAAUGCCCCUUGCCCCAGCAACUACACCCUAACCAGGGCAGAGAGCCAAUGGAAAACUGUCACAACUGGAAACUCUUGGUCUUCAAUGAAACUAUUUUCUUUAAGGAUUUUAUUUAUUUCACAGACAGAGAUUACAAGUAGGCAGAGAGGAAGGCAGGGCAGCGGGGGGAAGCAGUCUCCCUGGCGAGUAGAGAGCCUGAUUCGGGGCUCGAUCCCAGUACCCUGGGAUCAUGACCUGAGCUGAAGUCAGAGGCUUUAACCCACUGAGCCACCCAGGUACCCCUUCAAUGAACUUUUAUUGAAAGCAAACCUCCCCAGUCUCCUAAAACCUAAUAAAAGCAGACUUUCCUUCUGUUUCUUCAGACUUUCCUGUGGUUUGCCCUACUGUGCCUAUCCCCAGUUAAAAUUCCUGUCAAUUCCUGAAUAAAAUCCUGUUUACUAGUAAAAUAAGUGGCCAUUUAUUUUUUAAGGAUGACAGCAUUGCUUAAUAUUUUCAGGAAUGAAAAAGUUACAUUGUGGAGACAGAAGCCCUCAAAAUGAAUAAGUAUAUUGGUCUAGCAGAGUCACGUUCUCAAUUUUAUUCCGUCUUUUUUUAGACUUUUUAGAGCCUUCUCUAAAAGUUCUCUGAGAUCAUAGCAUUUUUUAAGACUUUAGUGAUGGGUAGGGAGAUGAAAUAUGGGUUUCCCCGUAGCUAUUUCUGCCACUGUCUUUAAACAACUUGAUAAAGGUUAGAAACUGCUUUCCAAAAUGUGCAUUUCACCACUGUUUUCUGAGAUAACUUCAGUUGUUAAGCGACACUGCUACAGUGCCUGAAGAAAGAAGAGUCACUUCCCCACAAGAAGGUGAGAUCAUUGGGUUCAGACAAACCUUCAUUUCAGGCUCAGAUUCUCCCCUUGCACACUGGCUCCAACUGAAAAUGGCAACAUGUGUUUGGUACCAAAAACAGCAUUGGUCAAGUUGCACUAUGAUUGGGAUGAUAUCGGACUCCUAAAAGGAACUGGGUAUAUCUGAGACUAUGGACGAAGAAAUAUAUGGGUAAAAGUGUUCCUUCAUAGAUGGGACGCAAUCGCGAUACAGGUAAGAGAGGCUAAGUGUGGAACCAGAGGCUGACCACGUCACUGACCACAUCAUUCGGGGCAGCCUACCAUCCCUUGUCGUUCCUCCCUGACAUGCACCUGUAUGGGACGUAGAAAGGAAAGCACGGGCGCCAAAUGGAGUCACUUCUGCUGGGCCGUGUCACCAAACUAGCGCAUAAUGCCGAAGUUCACUGCACUUUUGACUUCCCCAGAAAUUCCGUUUCCACUGCUCAGUCAGGAAUACACCGGUCAGCACCAAAAAGGUAAUCUACAUGGAUGGGCCCUCCAUCCCCCAAAGAUAGAGGAUGGCUUCUCCUAAUGAGUCUUUUGUCCCCACAGUAAGGUGACCUCAUCUGACAUUAACCUUUUUUCUAUUUAUGAUGUUCUUGUCCUACCUUUAUUCCUUUAUAUUUUUUUUUAGAUUUUAUUUAUUUAUUUGACAGACAUCACAAGUAGACAGACAGGCAGAGAGAGAGAGAGAAAAGCAGGCUCCCCGCUGAGCAGAGAGCCCGAUGCGGGAUUCGAUCCCAGGACCCUGAGAUCAUGACCUGAACCGAAGGCAGCGGCUUAAACCACUGAGCCACCCAGGCGCCCUUGUCCUACCUUUAAAAACCUUUCCUUUCUGUAGCGCUUUGGAGCUGCCCUCUGCGUGCUGGACGGGGUGCUGCCCAACCCAGAAACUCAGGAAUAGCGCCGAAAGCCCCUCAGAAUGCACCGUGUUGAAGUUUUAUGAUUUAACAGGAAGGUUUCUAAGUUCCUAACGAACUAUGAACUGACUAACGCGCUGAAGGAUGCAAGCAUGAAGAGCAACAACAACUUUCCAGGUAGACAGAGAGACUCAUUUAUUUCAGAGGCGCCUCAAGGGAUGAUUUGUCAUUUACCUCAGCCACGGAAUUCGGGAGUAUCUAACGUAACGGUUUUCUCCUUUGGAAGAAGAUUGGCCUUCCUGGAGUCUUCUCCGCCUUAAAUCAGAACCAAAUGCGGUCCGGUACCUCUGAGGAGGGGCAGAACUUUCCGGAAUCCUUCAAGGUGAGACCUGACCGAAGCGCCGAACUCCAGGGUAGAAGACCCCUUUUCUGAGACCGCCCAAGUUCUGGGAGCCACAAAACCCGGAAGACCGUCGGCCCUGACGACAAAGCAAGGGGCCAAUGAGAGAACAGGACGGGACAUUUCUAGGCGUGCGCAUCCGCUAGGGCGGGACUUCCUGCCAAUUACGGCGUUCGGCCUCUCUCCCGUUUGUUUACUUGGGAGGGUUCGGAAACGCACUUUGUGAAGGGUGAUUAGUGGAGAAGACGUGAGGGGAGGCUGUUUCCUCCAAGACAGACUGGGGGCACGAGGCUCUGUGACAUCUCUCGAGUUGCCGCGUACCGGGGCUUAGACAAAGACUAAUGGCCCGGGUGUCCGCUCCCCUCCCUCAGCUCCCGGCUCCGCUUCGCCCACAGAGUCCGAUAGCGGCAGCCCCGCCCAGGGACUCGGCUGAGUGUGGUGUGACCUUUGAGGACGUGGCCGUGUACUUCUCCUGGAAGGAGUGGAGGCUUCUUGAUGAGGCUCAGAGACGGCUGUACCACCAUGUGAUGCUGGAGAACUUUGCACUUGUAUCGUCACUGGGUUGCUGCUGUGGAGCAGAGGAUGAGGAGGCCCCCUUUGCACAGAGCGCUUCCGUAGGCGUUUCACGGACCUGGACGCCCAGGGCUGCUCUGUCUUCCCAGAAGACCCACCCCUGUGAGAUGUGCGGUCCCGUCUUGAGAGACAUUUUCCACUUGGCUGAGCUCCAGGGGAAAGAAAACAGCCAGAAACGGUUGAGGUGUGGGGCCUGCGGGAAACGAUUUUCUUUCAGUGUGAAGUUGGAGCAGCAGCAGCAGCAGGAGCAGCCCGCGGGAACAAAACCAUUCAGAAGCCGUGUGGACAGGGCCUCUGCUGUCAAGAGCUGGGGAUCCGGUAGUUCAGGAAAGCCCUUUACCUGUGGAGAGGUUGAGAAGGACUUGCUGUCUGGCUUGGGGCUUCUGGGGCAAGAGGCCACUUGUACUGUGGAGAAGCCACACAGAAUCUCCCAGUGCAGGGCCACAUUACAAUGCGGAAGCAGUCGUGGCGCUAGGGGUAGAUGCGAGAACGCCUUUGGUCCCAAACACACGGAUACUCGGGAGCAGGGUGUCCACUUUGGUAGACAGUCCUUUGUGUGCAGUGAAUGUGGGAAAAUUUUCAGGUACAAGUCCUUAUUUGCCAUACACCAGAGAUACCAUACUGGAGCACGACAUCAUGAGUUUGGUCCAUGUGGAAAAUCCCUUGGGCAACGACCAACCCUGAAUGAACAUAGGAAGACUCAGCGUGGGUCUACGCAGUACAUGUGCAGCAAAUGUGGGAAAUCCUUCAGUGGCAAAUCUGUCCCCCUUCAUAUCCAGAGAUGGCACAGUGGAGGAAAGAGUUAUGUUUGUAGCGAGUGUGCAGAAUCCCUUAGUGGGAGCUCAUUGUUGAUUAGUCGUAGGGUUCAGUCUGGAGAACGUUUAUAUAAGUGUCGUUGCUGUACAAAAUCUUUUCCGUCUAUGUCUGCCCUUUCAUAUCAUCAGAGAUCUCACACAGGGGAAAGACAGUAUGAGUGCAGUGAUUGUGGGAAAUGUUUUACCAGUAGUUCGGUCCUCCAUUACCACCAGAGACUUCACAUUGGAGAAAGGCCUUAUGAGUGCGGUGGCCAGUCCUUUCUCCGAAGAAAUAGCCUCAGUGUACACAUAAAGUUUCAUUCAGGUGAAAGGCCUUUCAAAUGUAAUGAAUGUGGGAAAUCUUUGAAGUGUAAGUCAGCAUUCAUUAAACACCAGAGAAUUCACACAGGAGAAAGGCCUUAUGAGUGCAGUGAAUGUGGCAAGUCCUUUCUACGAAGAAAUACUCUGAAUGUACACAUAAAGGCUCAUUCAGGGGAAAGACCUCAUAAUUGUAAUGAAUGUGGGAAAUCAUUUAAGUUGAAGUCAACAUUCAUUAAACACCAGAGAAUUCACACAGGAGAAAGGCCUUAUGCUUGCAGUGAAUGUGGGAAAUCUUUUAUCUCUAGGACUGACCUACGGUAUCAUCAGAGAAUUCACACAGGAGAGAGACCUUAUCAGUGCACAGAAUGUGGCAAGUCCUUUUUCCGAAGAAAUAUCCUCAAAGUACACAGAAAGGUUCACUCAGGUGAAAGGCCUUAUAAGUGUAAUGAAUGUGGGAAAUCUUUAAAGUGUAAGGCAUCAUUGAUUAAACACCAGAGAAUUCACACAGGAGAGAGGCCUUAUGAGUGCAGUGAAUGCGGGAAAUCUUUCAUCACUAGUUCUGUGCUUCAUUCUCACCAGAGAGUUCACACUGGAGAAAGGCCUUAUGAAUGCAGUGACUGUGGGAAAACUUUUACCACUAGUUCUGUCCUCCGUGAUCACCAGAGACUUCAUACUGGAGAAAGGCCUUAUGAGUGCAGUGAAUGUGGGAAAUCUUUUGCCACAAGUUCUGCCCUGCAUUAUCACCACAGAGUCCACACUGGAGAAAGACCUUAUAAGUGCACUGAAUGUGACAAGACCUUUGUCCGAAGAAAUAGCCUGAGCGUGCACCUAAACGUUCACUCAGGUGAAAAGCCUUAUAAGUGUAAUAAAUGUGGGAAAUCAUUGAAGUGUAAGUCAACAUUCAUUCAACACCAGAGAAUUCACACAGGAGAAAGGCCUUAUGAGUGCAGUGAAUGUGGGAAAUCUUUUUCAGCUACUUCUGUCCUUCGUUCUCACCAGAGACUACACACAGGAGAAAGGCCUUAUGAAUGUAGUGAAUGUGGAAAAUCUUUUACCUCUAGUUCUGCCCUCCGUUCUCACCAAAGAGUGCACACUGGAGAAAGGCCUUAUGAGUGCCAUGAGUGUGGCAAGUUCUUUCUCCACAGAAAUAGCCUUAAUGUACACAUCAAGGUUCACUCAGGUGAAAGACCCUAUAAAUGUAAUGAAUGUGGGAAAUCUUUGAACUAUAAGUCAACGUUCAUUCAACACCAGAGAAUUCACACAGGAGAAAAACCUUACCUGUGCAGUGAAUGUGGGAAAUCUUUUAGUCAUAGCUGUGCCCUCCGGUAUCAUCGUCAGAGUCACCUUGGAAUAAGUCCCUAUGAUUGUAGUGAAUGUGGGAAAUCUUUUACCUCUAGUUCUGUCCUCCGUGAUCACCAGAGACUUCACACUGGAGAAAGGCCUUAUGAUUGCAGUCAGUGUGGGAAAUCUUUCACUGCUCGUUCUGUCCUCCGUUCUCACCAGAGAGUUCACUCUCGGGAAAGGCCUUAUGAGUGCAGUGAAUGUGGCAAGUCCUUUGUCAGAAGAAAUAGCCUCAAUGUACACAUAAAGGUUCACUCAGGUGAAAAGCCUUAUAAGUGUAGUGAAUGUGGGAAAUCUUGGAAGUGUAAGUCGACAUUCAUAAAACACCAGAGAAUUCAUAUAGGAGAAAAGUCUUUUGCUUGCAGCUAAUGUGGGAAAUCUUUUAUGAGUCAUGGUGCUCUUAGUCAUCAUCACAGAGUUCACAGUAGCAACAGGCCUUAGGGGUGCUGGUGUUGUGGGGAAUCUUUUUGCUAAAUCUUUAGUCUCCUUCAACCUGAGGAAAUACACAGGAAAUCGAGUCCUUAUGGGCAAUAUUAUGAACUGAAUGUUUAUGUUCACAAAAAUUGGUAUGUUCAACCCCUAUCCUCUAAUGCAGUAGGUUUAGCAUGUGAUGUCUUGGGAGAUAAUUCAUAGAUAACGUUUCAUGAAAAUCUGAAUUAGCCCUGGAGCAAGGCUUCAUGAGUAGGUGAAUGACACAAUUCCUUUAGCUGGUUAUCUAUUCAUUCCACACUUGAGAGUUCACACUGCAGAAAGAGUUAAAAAUAGCAUAAAAUGUAACAUUUCCUUCUUUAGAAUAUUUACUCUGGAGAAGAACCUUUUUGAGGAAGCCACCUUCCUGAAUUGAACUUUGUUCACCUGAAUCUCUACAGUGGAAUGACUUUGCAUAAGUUCAGCCUUUUGGCAAAAAAUUCAGAAGGUGUAUAUUGUGUUCUGAUGUGUCUGAAGUUAAUGCUAGAAGUCACUGCCAGAUUGCAUGGCAGAAGUCAUUUCAUCUCUGCCACCUGGAUGGUCCCAAUAAUGUAGAUCAGUCACCACCCAACAUGCUUAACAGUGCUGCUGUCCUUUGUCAUUUGCUGAUGGAAAUUACAGGUAAUUUGGUCUCUUCAUUUCCUUCUGAUUUUGGUCAUGCAUGUAACCCAGUGUUGACCAUCAGCACCUGAUCUAUGUUUUGGGCAGUUAGUUGCACAGGAAGACUAAAUCUCGUAGGGAGUUGUUGGUCUUAUAAUGCUUCUGAUAAAUCUUUGCAGCUUCCAAGCUGCAAUUUCAAUUGCAUUUCCAAUCAAUUUCCAAUCUGCAUUUCCAGAGGAAAUUUUUAUGCAUUAAUAUGUCCUUUUUAUUUAAUUACCUGUAAUUUUCGGUGUUGUGUUCAUUCUAAGGAGUGGUUUGAAAUCAGAAUUGGGCUCCCCACAUGUAGGAGUGAGCAGAUUUCAUUGCAUUCCAUGUUAAUUGUGUCCCAGAAUGGAUAUUACCUACCUGCAUACAUUACUAUUCUCCAACCUGGGCCUUAAUUUGCAUUAACUCUAAAACCUAUCUGAUGGGCUGAAUGUGCACUCACAAUUCACAUUUUGAAGUUAUAACCCCCCGCCAACCUCUCAACGUGACGAUAGUUAGACAUAGCAUCUUCAAAGACAUCAUGAAGUUGAAGUGGGUUAUUAGGAUGGACUCAUGCGGUAUGGCUGGUGUCAUAAGAAGAGGAGAUGAGGGUACAAGCACACCUGGGUGAUUGUGAAGAUGGCAUCCCCAUCUGCAAGCCAAGGAGAAAGGCCUCAGAAGAAACUAACCCGGCUGACACCUUAUGUUCAAUUUCAAGACUCCAGAUUGGGGUGAAAUAAAUUUCUCUUGUCUGGUCA
Messenger RNA from Mustela lutreola (European mink), 7477 nucleotides. Its product is annotated as zinc finger protein 850-like. Lineage: Eukaryota; Metazoa; Chordata; Mammalia; Carnivora; Mustelidae. Bases 2940 to 5996 code for a protein of 1018 amino acids. Gene Ontology annotation, molecular function: DNA-binding transcription repressor activity, RNA polymerase II-specific; RNA polymerase II cis-regulatory region sequence-specific DNA binding. The record is from RefSeq and is a predicted model, not a curated record. The transcript is spliced from 3 exons. Gene Ontology annotation, biological process: negative regulation of transcription by RNA polymerase II.